CGCAGAAUUACUGAUAUCGGCGCAACUAGAAAUGCACUUUCUGUGGAGUGAUGAUGUGUAGAAGCGAAAAUGCUCCGAAGUCUCAGCCCCAAUGUGUUUCACUCUUCUUGUAGCUCAUGAUGAACAUGACCGGGUGCUUAUUUGGUCUAAUCGCAUAAUCGGACUAAUCCCGGCCUCAUCUCCAGAUCAACCUCAGUAUAGCUCUUCCUAUUUCACUUGACCUUGAUAUUCGAUCACGCGACCCUAUGCGGAAUCAAAAUCGCAGCUGGUAUUCCGGACAGCUAUGAGCAACGGCUUUAUUACCUUCGUUUUCAUGACCCAAUGGCAGCAUUCGUUCCAUAUUUGAAGCAACCAAUCUCAUCUCAAGCUCGCCUCAUAUCACCAAAUCUCACUGCCUCAUGAGACUAUACCCAAAAAUGGCCCUCAGAAGUCCAAUACCUUGGCAGCAACUCCAGCUUCUCCGCCGCUCUACGCCAUCACAACAUGGGCUCGCCAUCCACCGUCCAUUUUGUCCAACCUCAACUCUCCUUAGGUCCUUCCACUCAUCCCCCAACCAUCUCAUGAAAGUGCGCAAACCAGGCUCCUUCUCCACCAUCCGCUUCACAGCCUCAGACAUCCCACCACUCUCGCACUGGGAAUCCCUCGCGUCCCAAACCGGCAACCCCAUCACUGCUCUCGGCCUCACCCCUGAAGCCUGCCUGUCCACAAUGCAGCAAUACGUAUCCAUCGCUCCCACCUUGCAGCAACGCCCUCUGCCUACCACUCUUGCUAAGGAUAAGCUCCACUCCAUUGCCGUCCUUAUCAUCACCGGCCCGCCAAACGCAGCCUGGCCCAUCGCUCUACACAUGCUUAAUACCCUAGUCUCCCUGAGCUACACCCCGUCCAUCCUGACCAUGGCCCGUCUCGGCUUCCGCACCCACAAGCUGGGCGAGCCGCAGUUCUACCCGGCGCGGUGCGCCUUCGACGCUCUCGCGCGCAAGGAGACAGAUCCCAAUGCUUGCACACUACAGGGCCUGAUUCUCGCCGCGCAGGACACCCCGGCGACGGACAUGCAAGCGUUAUACUGGUUCCGGACAGCGGCGCGGCUGGGGGGCGAAGUCAGGGGAAGUUGGGACUGGCAGGCAGGCUGCGCACUCCAGAUGGGCAAGGUGUACCUGCGGCAGCAGGAAAAGGACAAGGCGCGGGAUAUCUUUCGGUAUGUGGCACUGGAGCUGGAUGUUGCCGAGGGGUGCUGGCUGUACGCCACGCUGUUGGAGCACGGGGAGGAGAGGAAAGGGAUGGUGUUGAAGGCGGCCGUGAGCGGCAUUCAGGAGGCGGCGAGGGAGGCUGCGCGGUUGGAGGGCCUGGAGAUGGAGAAGGCGCGGCAGGAGGGGACGCUGAAGGGCUGGGAGGCCAACUUGAAGGGGUGUCUGCAGAAGGAGUGGGAGACUAUUGCUGGAGAUCGCACCAUGUAUGAAGAUGGGGUCUCCAUGUGAAAAUAUAUUGUAUAUUAUCUUGAGCGGUGAUUUCUACGAUACCCGAGGUUCGAUGAUGAGCCCCGAUACAGAGGAAAACUUGGUCAAAGAGUUCACUUCGUACUGGGAUGUGACUUCUGGCUGCAAUGUUCAUUUCAGUCUAUAUUCAGGGCCACGGAAAUCGAAUUUUUGUUGAAUACAUCAUCUCUCUGGCAUG
Molecule: messenger RNA, 1671 nt
Organism: Pseudomassariella vexata
Lineage: Eukaryota; Fungi; Ascomycota; Sordariomycetes; Amphisphaeriales; Pseudomassariaceae
Exons: 1
Coding region: 399-1475 (358 amino acids)
Source: RefSeq, a predicted model, not a curated record